AUGGCAUCAGCUGCUACACCAGCGUUUCCUUCUACCAAGGAGACAACCAACUAUGCUCGACUCUGUCGCCUUCUGGUGGAUGUUGGAUCCAAAGCCUUGAGAAACACUUUUGAUGCCAUUCACCCUCCUGCAGGACUUCACACAGUUUUGGGGCGUCACCCAGUGCAUGCAAAACUAAAGUCUCUAAAGUACAAGAGGGUCUUGAAUGCUACGCAAUGGGGGAAGCUGUAUCCAACUAUUCCAUCAUCUGUUUCAUCAGCAGAGUUCGAUAUCACAGUACUGAUGGUGUUACUGAGGAACAUCUGUAAAUUGGCCCCUCCCAGCACCGGAUGGGACAGUCUUCCCCCUCCUGCAGACGCGAGUAAGCAGGCCAACAUCGCCAGGCUGAAAUACUACCGUAAUACUGUGUAUGGCCAUGCUAGCCAAGCCUCUGUGGACGAUUUUGCAUUCAACAACUACUGGCAGGAGAUUAGCAAUGCCAUAGUAGGACUGGUAGGAGCAGGUUAUGGAGCCGCUAUCAGUAAGCUUAAGAAUGGGUGCAUGGACCCUGACACUGAAGAACACUACAGGCAGCUGCUGAAGCAGUGGAAGGAAGAUGAAGACAAUAUUAAAGAAAAGCUCCAAGAUAUUGAAGGUAAACUGACGAAUGACUUUGAGUGGAUGAGAACUGAAGUUGGAAACCUACGUGAUAAACUGGACACUUUAAUGGUGCGACAACAUGAAGCACAAGAUCAGGAAAAAGUGAGAAAUGACAUUGAUCAGAUGAGAAGUGAAGUUGGAAACAUACAUGACAAGUUGGAGAGUUUCAUGAUGGCCCGACAAGAGGAAACGCAACUUCAAGGGGACAUCAAAAAUUACCUUGAUCAAAUCAAAAUUGAUUUUCGAAACGUGAGUCACAGGUUGGACGAUUUGGAGGCAAAACAAAGAGCAACUGAGCAGCAAGAUGGAUUUGACCCAACUGUAAUUAUUGAUAAUAUUCGUCAACUCUACAAAAAUCGGGAAGGUUGGCUGGCACCGUUUCCCUGGUGUGAAGAUUUUCACUUCUCCUUUGACGACAUCUACACCAGACUUAAAGUCAUUUACAGAGAAAAAACGAAAGGAACAGCAACAGACCGAGUUGUCACGAUGUCUGAAAUCUUCAACCAGCACGAAGAAUGUGAAGAACCAAGAGUUGUGUUAAUUGAAGGGAAGCCUGGUAUGGGAAAGACCACUUACUGUAAAAAAGUUGUUUUCGACUGGGCCUCAGGAAAACACGCAACCGGAAAUUGCUUCGCAAACAUCGUAAUAGUGCUUUUGAUCAAAUGUCGUGAUGUUCAGUCUGGCCUUUGGGAGGCCAUUGAAGAUCAACUUCUGCCUCGAGAAGUUGGUGAAGACGAACGAGAGAAGUUCUUCGACUUCAUUCGCCACAAUCAAUCUAAUGUUCUUCUGGUACUCGAUGGAUUGGAUGAAGUUUCUGAGAAGAAGCUACCUAUGUUUUCACAAAUUAUUCAAGGCCGAGUACUGCCAAACUGUCGCGUGGUUGCUACGGCACGACACGAAGCUGGAGUGAAAGUUCGAAAAUACUGCGACACGCUGCUAGAGGUUAAGGGAUUUACUAGAAAAGAUGUAAAAACCUUCAUCAGAAAUUACUUUAAAGCACAACAAAACUUGGCCGAGCAGCUUAUCAAACACCUGUCGGGUGAUUACAAGUUACAUGAAAUAUUGACGAAUCCUCUCAACACUGCGCUUCUUUGCCUGGUUUAUGAAGAUUUGAAAGGUAUAUUUCCUGAGAGCAGAACGAAGCUGUACAUGGAAAUAGUGGAGUGUGUACUAAGAAGGUACAGAACAAAGCAGCAACUACCAGAAAACGGUGAAGACCUUGUUGACCUUUACGAAAGCCAAUUGAAACACCUUGGUUCGAUAGCUUUGAAAGGUUUACUUGAAGACAACUUGGAUUUUGACGAGAAGGAGCUUGGAAAACACAAAGCAAGCGAUUUACCUGGAUUUGGAUUUCUGUCAGUUCAGCCUGGAGGCAGUAAACUAAGACCAACUAGACGUUAUAGCUUUCUUCACAAGACUUUCCAAGAAUUCUUCGCAGCAUUCUAUCUAAGUUGUCAGCUUAUCCAGAAAGAAAUCAGUACAAACAGCAUAGCUGCUGGCAAAAAAUAUCGCUAUCAACUAAAAGAAGUACUUCUGUUCACAUUUGGUAUGCUAGCAGCACGAUGCGAGGAAACAGUGGUGAACCUUCUGAAAAGCAUAGCAACACAGUUAAACUGGGAAGAAGGGGAAGACGUGGACGUUAUAUUAGAGUGUGUUAAUGAAUGCAAAAAGAAGAACAAAAAUGUUGAUGAAAAAUUGGCUACCGCUCUUGGCGCUUCUCUUCAAACUGAAACUGUUAAAGUUUCAAUUGUAAAAGUGGAUGAAACUCUAGCUGUCUUUUUAAGCAACUUUCUGAAAACAAAUACAACUGUGACAAACUUAACAUUGAAUGAAUCUUCGCAAGAUGGGGUUGCCGCUCUGGCAGAGUGUUUGAAAUAUAAUGCAUCGCUGGAAACGUUGAGCUUGAGGGGUAAUGGAAUUGGUAAUGAUGGUGCUGCUGCUCUGGGUGAGUGUUUGAAAUAUAACAAAUCGCUGACAACGUUGAAUUUGAAAUGGACUAAAAUUAGUGAUGAUGGUGCUGCUGCUCUGGGUGAGUGUUUGAAAUAUAACAAAUCGCUGACAACGUUGGAUUUGAGUGAGAAUGAAAUUGGUGAUGGUGCUGCUGCUCUGGGUGAGUGUUUGAAAUAUAACAAAUCGUUGACAACGUUGAAUUUGAAAUGGACUGAAAUUGGUGAUGAUGGUGCUGCUGCUCUGGGUGAGUGUUUGAAAUAUAACAAAUCGCUGACAACGUUGAAUUUGAAAUGUACUAAAAUUUGUGAUGAUGGUGCUGCUGCUCUGGGUGAGUGUUUGAAAUAUAAUGCAUCGCUGGAAACGUUGAGCUUGUGUUAUAAUGGAAUUGAUAAUGAUGGUGCUGCUGCUCUGGGUGAGUGUUUGAAAUAUAACAAAUCGCUGACAACGUUGGAUUUGGGUGGUAAUGUAGUUGGUGAUGAUGGUGCUGCUGCUCUGAGUAAGUGUUUGAAAUAUAAUGCAUCGCUGGAAACUUUGAGCUUGUAUCAUAAUGAAAUUGGUAAUGAUGGUGCUGCUGCUCUGGGUGAGUGUUUGAAAUAUAACAAAUCGCUGACAACGUUGGAUUUGGGUGGUAAUGUAAUUGGUGAUAAUGGUGCUGCUGCUCUGGGUGAGUGUUUGAAAUAUAACAAAUCGCUGACAACGUUGGAUUUGAAUUAUAAUGUAAUUGAUGAUGAUGGUGCUGCUGCUCUGGGUGAGUGUUUGAAAUAUAGCAAAUCGCUGACAACGUUGGAUUUGGGUGGUAAUGUAAUUGGUGAUGAUGGUGCUGCUGCUCUGGGUGAGUGUUUGAAAUAUAACAAAUCGCUGACAACGUUGGAUUUGAAUUAUAGUGUAAUUGAUGAUGAUGGUGCUGCUGCACUGGGUGAGUGUUUGAAAUAUAACAAAUCGCUGACAACGUUGGAUUUGAGUAUUAAUGUAAUUAGUGAUGAUGGCGCUGCUGCUCUGCGUGAGUGUUUGAAAUAUAACAAAUCGCUGACAAAGUUGGAUUUGAGUGAUAAUGAAAUUGGUGAUUAUAGUCUUGCUGCUCUGUGUGAGUGUUUGAAAUAUAACAAAUCGCAGAUAAAGUUGGAUUUGAGUGAUAAUGAAAUUGGUGAUGAUGGUGCUGCUGCUUUGGGUUAGUGUUUGAAAUAUAACAAAUCGCUGACAACGUUGGAUUUGAAUUAUAAUGAAAUUGGUGAUGAUAGUGCUGCUGCUCUGGUUGUUACGUAGGAGUGUCAUCCACAUGUGACAAUACUUGCAAUAAAUAGAACCCCUCUAGGACAUGGCUACCUUGCCUUAUGACCAAGCGUUUACGUCAGGAAUGAGCAGCGAUUAAUGACUCUGACCUGAACAGGGUAAAUGUACAGUAGCU
Pocillopora verrucosa is the source of this 3994-nucleotide messenger RNA. The record is from RefSeq and is a predicted model, not a curated record. NCBI's taxonomy places the organism in Eukaryota, Metazoa, Cnidaria, Anthozoa, Scleractinia, Pocilloporidae.